Messenger RNA from Eptesicus fuscus (big brown bat), 985 nucleotides. RefSeq names its product M-phase specific PLK1 interacting protein (gene MPLKIP). The record is from RefSeq and is a predicted model, not a curated record. The transcript has 2 exons. Gene Ontology annotation, cellular component: midbody; nucleus; centrosome. NCBI's taxonomy places the organism in Eukaryota, Metazoa, Chordata, Mammalia, Chiroptera, Vespertilionidae.
AUGUGAUGUGCCGCUCUGGCAGCCGGAGGACUGCUUUGAUAUAGGACCACCAGUUCUCCCCGGUGGCUCAGUCGAGAGAGUUCCGGGGACGCGGCAGUAAGGUCUUCCCCUCCAGACAUGCAUCGACAGAACUUCCGACCCCCGACUCCUCCUUACCCCGGCCCGGGUGUAGGAGGUUGGAGCAGCGGGAGCAGCUACCGGGGUACCCCGGGCGGAGGCGGACCGCGGCCUCCGUCCCCUAGGGACGGGUACGGGAGCCCGCACCACACGCCGUCGUACGGGCCCCGGUGUAGGCCCUAUGGGAGCAGCCACUCUCCGCGACACGGCGGCGGCGGCGGCUUCCCCGGGGGCCGGUUCGGGUCUCCGUCCCCUGGCGGCUACCCUGGCUCCUACUCCAGGUCCCCCGCGGGGUCCCAGCAGCAAUUCGGCUACUCCCCAGGGCAGCAGGCCCACCCCCAGGGUUCUCCAAGGACAUCUACACCUUUUGGAUCAGGGCGUGGUAGAGAAAAAAGAAUGUCUAAUGAGUUGGAAAGUUAUUUCAAACCUUCAAUGCUUGAAGACCCUUGGGCUGGCCUAGAACCAGUAUCUGUAGUGGAUAUAAGCCAACAAUACAGCAAUACUCAAACAUUCACAGGCAAAAAAGGAAGAUACUUUUGUUAACAUUUCUGAAAUUCAACUGGAAUCUUCAUGUGGCAGGAACAUCUUGGACAAAACUCACUUGUGUACUUAAAUUGAACCCUGACAUGGUGACUUUGACUGAAUAAUUAGUUAAUUGAGUCUUCUUGGUAUUUUUCAUCAUGUCAAAUAUUGUUGGUAUUAGAAAAGAAAUAUGGUAGGAUAAUUUGCAAUAUUUAGCUCUCUGAAAGUGCCUACCACAUUUUAGAAGAUUUGCAGUUUCCAACUAUUUAACAUUCUUGGUUAUAUAAUGGACAUUUGUCUUUUAAUGUUUUUCCAGUGUUUUAAAAUAAAACAUUUUGUCUUCCUA